GCCACCAGAGGAAAUAAAAGUGAAAGAAGUUAAACAGUUAAAGAGUUGAAGAUUUUGUCACGUGUUCUUGUCUGGGUCAAUGUCCGCUUUCACUCUGCUGGGACUCUCAAGCUGGUCUUAGUUUAGAUGGUACUUGAAGCAAUGAGCCCACCUGGGACAAAGCUGAAGAACGAGAUCUGUGGUUUGAUGCAUGGCUACCUUUAAUCCUGCCUGGCAAGAAAGCAAGGGGAGGGAAGAAACAAAGAAAGAAUGAAUAAAUCCCUGUCAUGCUGACUCACUACCUUUUGAACUGUAAGCUUUGAACUGCAUGCAACAGUUUCUGUGCCUUACUGACGCUUCAUGUUCCCAGCUUGAAAUCACCUUUGUGUCAUUUCUCAGCCCAUCAGCCUGCAGUAAAUUGUUCCAUGAGCACUAUAAAUGUGAAAGUCAGCUCUGGAGGUGAGGAAGAAGCCUCGGGAAUGAGGAGUAAGACCCUGGGGGAGAGCAGCCGCUCAGGAGACAUCAAAAAGGGACAAGUGAUCCUUGCUGCCUAUGUGAUUGUAACCAUAGAGCUGACCUUCAUCUUCAUGCAGAUGGGAGUCAUGCCUUACUUGGCCAAGAGCAUAGGUUUGGAUUCAGUGGGUUUUGGCUACCUCCAGACAACCUUUGGUGUCCUCCAGCUUGUGGGAGGUUCCAUUUUUGGGAGGUUUGCAGAUAAAUUUGGUGCCCGAGCAGCCUUAAUUCUUUCCUGUGCAUCUGGAAGUGCCUUCUUCCUGCUUAUGUCCAUCUCCACGAGCGUCCCCCUCCUCUUCCUCUCCAGGCUGCCAGCAGUGUUCAUGCAUGGGCUACCAGGUGCUCAGAAGGUUAUUACAGACAUGACUACUCCUUCCCAACGUGCUGAUGCUUUGGGGAAGCUGGGUCUUUGCUUUGGAAUAGGCAUCAUCAUUGGCUCUGUCCUAGGAGGUGUCCUCUCCACCAAAUUCGGCAUUUUUGCUCCUAUAUAUGUCGGUCUGGUGGGAAAUCUCAUAAAUACCAUGAUAGCAAUGUUUUGGAUCCCUUUGCAGGCUAAACCAAAACCAGACCAUCAUUUGACAGAGCACAGCACAUCACAGUCUGGCAGUCUGUUCAGCAUCAGAGAAAUACUACGCCUGAUGAGGUUUCCGGGAGUAAUGGAAGUUUUCAUAGUCAAAGUCUUUGCUGGACUUCCCAUAGGUUUGUUCCUGAUUAUGUUUUCAAUCAUCUCUAUGGAUUUUUUUGGCUUGGAAGCAGUGGAGUCUGGAUACCUGAUGUCAUACUUCGGUGUUCUUCAAAUGGUUGUCCAGGGUCUGGUCAUUGGAAAACUCACUAGCCGCUGCACAGAGAUGACCCUGCUCAAGCUCAGUGUCUUCGUCUUUGCUGUCGUGGGCCUUGGCAUGGCCCUGAUGAGGACUGUGUGGCACUACUGCAUCAUUGCGGUGCCACUGGUGUUUGCCUUCAGCACGCUGGGCACCAUCACCGACAGCAUCCUCACCAAGGCUGUCCCCUCCUCUGAUACUGGUACCAUGCUUGGGAUUUGUGCCUCAGUGCAACCCUUGACCAGGACAGUGGGCCCAACCAUCGGUGGAGUUUUAUACAAACAUUUUGGCGUCUCCUCCUUUGGCUAUUUACAGCUAAUUGUUAAUAUAGGUUUAUUUGUUUACCUCUUGAAGAGUAAUAUCCCACUGGCAGAGAUGAAAAACCAAUAACACAAUUGCAGAAAAGUAACUCCCUUUUUCCACAGAAAUAAAGAUGUCUUGAGUUUUAUUUUUGAUUCCACAUACCUGGAAUAAACUCACUUGAACAAUA
Messenger RNA from Pezoporus occidentalis (night parrot), 1803 nucleotides. RefSeq names its product solute carrier family 22 member 18 (gene SLC67A1). NCBI's taxonomy places the organism in Eukaryota, Metazoa, Chordata, Aves, Psittaciformes, Psittacidae. The record is from RefSeq and is a predicted model, not a curated record. Gene Ontology annotation, biological process: transmembrane transport. Bases 405 to 1703 code for a protein of 432 amino acids. Gene Ontology annotation, cellular component: nuclear envelope. The transcript has 10 exons. Gene Ontology annotation, molecular function: transmembrane transporter activity.